This is a messenger RNA of Haliotis rubra (blacklip abalone), 913 nucleotides long. RefSeq lists its product as uncharacterized. The record is from RefSeq and is a predicted model, not a curated record. Lineage: Eukaryota; Metazoa; Mollusca; Gastropoda; Lepetellida; Haliotidae. The coding region runs from base 1 to 633 and encodes 210 amino acids. The transcript has 2 exons.
AUGUAUAUUUAUAGAUCAGAUGGAGCAUGCCGUCACAUUGGAGCAGCAUUAUAUGGUAUAGAGAAUGUUGAGCCAACAUCUUGCACCGAUGGAGCCAAUCAGUGGAUGAAGCGACCUCGUUUACAUGAUGCGGCCGUCCCUGUCAAGAAUCUGACUGUCCUCAAGGCAAGAUAUGGCACAACUCCUGUCGUCAACAAUGUGUCACCAGAUGUCGACUCAUAUGAUCCCCGGGCCCCUGAAGACCGUAUGCCAUAUACACAAGAACAGAAGCGAGACUUUGGUCUACAACUGAGCAAGUUAUCCCCAGAUGUUCAGGCUCUAGAUAUACUUCUCUGUCCAGAAGAUCUCAUAUCUAUGAAGACCAGUGAUCAGAAGUCCAUCACAGAUUUAUCCAUUCCAUCAAAAUCACAGUGUUAUGCAUCAGAUCACAAGAAUAAAUUAGUUAACUGUGAGUCCUUGGAUGAACUUGAAACUAUCUGUGAUGACUUUUACAGUAAACUCACUUACUCUGAACAGGAAUGCAAGGAUAUUGCUAUGUACACUGUUGGGCAGUCUAUUAACGAUACAUGGUUUGAACAAAGAGCUGGAAGGUUAACUGCUUCCAACUUCAAACAAGCAUGUUCCCAUUCAUGAAAUCUAUCAUGUGUGAGGACAGAAGUGAAGCUAAAGAUAAUUGUGAACCACUUAUGUGGGGAAGAAAGAAGGCGCCAGUUGCUCGACACAUGUAUACUCGACUUGUACGCUCCAGCCACAAGUCUCUUAAGGUUCAUGAACAUGGACUGUUCAUAAACUCAUCAUAUCCUGCUUUAGGAUGCAGUGUUGAUGGUGUUGUUACAUGUAAAUGCCAUGCUGACAGAGUACUGGAAAUAAAGUGUCCAUACUCACUGAGGAGUAAACAUCCUAAAGAGGUUGC